This is a messenger RNA of Leptosia nina, 249 nucleotides long. The record is from the annotation of a GenBank genome assembly. NCBI's taxonomy places the organism in Eukaryota, Metazoa, Arthropoda, Insecta, Lepidoptera, Pieridae.
AUGCAAGAAAAACAAAGUCAUUGCUCUCGCGAAAGCAUACAGCCAGGAUGUUAUGCCGCUUCUGACCUCGCGAUUGGAAGCGCACGUGGCGUUUGCCCUAUCCAAGACACGUGGUACUUGCGUGUUCUCCUAGCCACUCUCGUGCGGGCUUUUAAAUCGCAGAGCGUGCCGACCGGUUGCGAAUCAAAACAAGCUCGCGAUAAUGAUAAGGCGGGCCAACGUUCAUAUACGAGUAUUGAAAUGAUCUGA